AUGGCUUCUUCCUCCUCUUCCGUCUUCUCCCCGCUCCUGCGGCCUACGCUCCGGCUGCGGGUCGCCUCCUGCGCCACGCGCUCCUCUGCUCUCCACGCUGUGUCUGCGGACAACGCUGCCCCUGCCCCGCAGUCGGCGCCUCUCGCGGUUGCUAGCCACAGGAGGGAGCUGGUGGUGGGGACGGCGCUCGGUGCGCUGUUCUCGGCGACGCCGCUGCCCGCGGGAGCGCGCGAGGUCGAGGCCGGCAAGUACCUGCCGCCGGCGCCGGCCAGCCCGGGCUUCGUGUUCUUCAAGGCCACCACCAAGGACACCCCCGCCCUCCGGGCUGGCAAUGUGGAACCAUAUGAGUUCAUCCUGCCGCCCACCUGGAAGCAGCUGCGAGUGGCCAACAUACUCUCCGGCAAUUACUGCCAGCCCAAGUGCGCGGAGCCAUGGGUGGAGGUGAAAUUCGAGGACGAGAGGCAGGGCAAAGUGCAGGUGGUGGCCUCGCCGCUGAUCCGCCUCACCAACCGGCCGAACGCCACCAUCGAGGACAUCGGCAGCCCCGAGAAGCUGAUCGCCUCCCUGGGGCCCUUCGUCACCGGCAACACCUUGGAACCCGAGGAGAUCAUCGAGGCCUCUGUCGAGAAGAUCGGCGACCUAACUUACUACAGCUAUGUGCUGGAGACCCCACUGGCACUGACGGGCUCUCACAAUCUGGCCAAGGCCACGGCCAAGGGGAGCACGGUGGUGCUCUUCGUCGCGAGCGCCAGCGACAAGCAGUGGCAGUCGUCGGAAAAGAUUCUGAAGGCUAUGGUAGAUUCAUUCCAAAUAUGA
Messenger RNA from Triticum turgidum subsp. durum (durum wheat), 816 nucleotides. Lineage: Eukaryota; Viridiplantae; Streptophyta; Magnoliopsida; Poales; Poaceae. The record is from the annotation of a GenBank genome assembly.